This is a messenger RNA of Dromiciops gliroides (monito del monte), 672 nucleotides long. RefSeq names its product neurogenin 3 (gene NEUROG3). Bases 1 to 672 code for a protein of 223 amino acids. The transcript has a single exon. NCBI's taxonomy places the organism in Eukaryota, Metazoa, Chordata, Mammalia, Microbiotheria, Microbiotheriidae. The record is from RefSeq and is a predicted model, not a curated record. Gene Ontology annotation, molecular function: protein dimerization activity.
AUGUCCCCCAAGCCCGCUUGCGUGGUGACCAGCGAGCCGUCCUUCCCGAGAGCUUCAGGCAUAGCCACCGACGCCGCGCCGUGCGCCUCCUGUGUCUUGUCCCCGCCCGGCAGCCCCAAUCCAGCGCCUCCGCGGACGUGCGCCGAAAGUGAGUCCCGGGGCGCUCCCAAGAAGGGCAGGGCCCGGCGCGGGGGGCGCAGCCGGCCCAAGAGCGACGCGGCGCUAAGCAGACAGCGGCGCAGCCGGCGCAUGAAAGCCAACGACCGCGAGCGCAACCGAAUGCACAACCUCAACUCGGCGCUGGACGCGCUGCGCAGCGUUCUGCCCACGUUUCCGGACGACGCCAAGCUCACCAAGAUUGAGACGCUGCGCUUCGCGCACAACUACAUCUGGGCGCUGACCGAGACGCUUCGCAUGGGGGAGCACGGCCUCCGGGGGCUAGGGCUGGGCCUGGAGCUGGGCCUGGCCCCGCCGCCGCUCCCUUCAGCCGAGCUUAGCAGCCCUGGCAGUGCCUCCUCCUCCGCCGGGGAGUGGGGCUCGCUAUACUCUCCAGCCUCGCAGACGGGCAGCCUGAGUCCCACCGCCUCGCUGGAGGAUCAACCGCCCUUGCACUCAUCCGGCUCCCCGGUCUGCCUGGGGCCCGAAGGCCUGUCCUUCCCCGACUUUGUAUAG